This is a messenger RNA of Rhagoletis pomonella (apple maggot), 6189 nucleotides long. RefSeq names its product chromodomain-helicase-DNA-binding protein Mi-2 homolog (gene Mi-2). Bases 126 to 6149 code for a protein of 2007 amino acids. NCBI's taxonomy places the organism in Eukaryota, Metazoa, Arthropoda, Insecta, Diptera, Tephritidae. Gene Ontology annotation, biological process: chromatin remodeling; negative regulation of transcription by RNA polymerase II. The record is from RefSeq and is a predicted model, not a curated record. Gene Ontology annotation, molecular function: chromatin binding; ATP hydrolysis activity; DNA binding. Gene Ontology annotation, cellular component: nucleus; chromatin. The transcript is spliced from 7 exons.
AGCAUUAAUUGUUAAAGCGGCUUCGUGAGUGAAUUCUGACGUACUGAAUUUGUAGUGCUGAAUUUUUAUAAAUUAAUCUAGUUUUUUGUGAAUUAAUUACUUGAAAUUUGUGAAUAAUCGUGAAAAUGGCAUCUGAAGAUGAGAAUGACGAUACUUUUCAAGAAGAAGAAGAAGCACUCGAUGAGUCUGCACAAGUAGCUGAAUUAUCAAAUGAUUCCGAUGCACCAUUGAAACCGAACAAUGAUGAAGACGAUGAUUAUGAUCCCGAUGAUAGUCGCAAAAAGAAGAAGGGCAAGAAACGUAAAACCAAAAAGGGUGAAGAGAAAGGUCGCAAGAAGAAGAAGCGUAGGAAGAAUGACAGCGACGAUGAUAGUGAUUUUAUGCAACAUGACGAAGAUGUCGACUAUGGUAGUACAACGAAGCGUGGCCGCAAGCGCAAGGAGGCUGAGAAGGCUACAACAAAAGAGAAGGAAUCUACUUCAUCGGGCAUGCCAUCUGUCGAGGACGUUUGCUCUGCCUUCAAUGUCACCGAUGUUGAAAUUGAUUACACCGAAACAGAUAUGCAAAAUUUAAUAUCGUACAAAUCAUUUACACAACAUGUUCGUCCUAUAUUGCAAAAGGAAAAUCCCAAAAUACCAGCGCCCAAGCUAAUGAUGUUAGUUGCCGCCAAGUGGCGUGAAUUUUGCGAAGUAAAUCCGAAUUUACAAUCGGAGCAGGGGCGCAGUACAGGUGGCGAGGAGGCUGAGGAGCCACGUUCAUCGCGGUCUUCACGCAAUGAGAAGCCUGAUGAUAUUUAUGAGGAAGAAGAAGAGGACGAAGACGAGGAAGAGGAAAAGGAAACUUCACGUUCGCGCCGCAAGCGUGGCGGUCGUUCGAGCAGCAAAAAAGGUCGACGUUCCGGCAAAGUACCAACAUUGAAAAUUAAGUUUGGCAAACGUAAACGUGGUAGUUCCGAUGAGGAUCAGGAUGCUAGCGGCGCUUCAGAGCGUGAUUCUGAUUUGGAAUUCGAGAAAAUGCUACAAAAAUCCGAUGAUAGUGCCGAUGAGAGAGAAUCUGCUGCUCCUGCCGAUAAAGUAGAAGCAACUACCGAGGACGCUGCACCAGUUGUGCGCAAGAAAGCCAAAACUAAGAUAGGUAAUAAGUUUAAGAAGAAGAAGAAGCUAAAGACCACCAGCCGUUUUCCUGAUGGCGAGGAGGGUGAGCACGAACACCAAGAUUACUGUGAAGUUUGCCAGCAGGGUGGCGAAAUUAUACUUUGCGAUACAUGUCCGCGCGCUUAUCAUUUGGUUUGCUUGGAACCCGAAUUGGAUGAAGCACCCGAGGGUAAAUGGUCGUGCCCGCAUUGUGAGGCUGAUGGUGGCGCUGCCGAAGAGGAAGACGACGAUGAGCAUCAGGAAUUUUGUCGCGUAUGCAAGGAUGGCGGUGAACUGCUGUGCUGUGAUUCGUGUCCCUCAGCCUACCACACUUUCUGUCUCAAUCCACCCUUAGACACCAUACCAGAUGGCGAUUGGAAAUGUCCACGUUGCAGUUGUCCGCCACUCUCGGGCAAGGCUGAGAAAAUUAUCACAUGGCGUUGGGUUGAAUCGAAUGAGCCUUCAACUUCGAAAAAGCCGAAGGCGCGCAUGCGCGAAUACUUUGUAAAAUGGCACAACAUGUCCUAUUGGCAUUGCGAAUGGGUAUCCGAAGUGCAAAUGGAUGUGCACCACCCGCUUAUGAUACGUUCAUUCCAACGUAAAUACGAUAUGGAGGAGCCGCCAAAGUUCGAAGAGUCACUGGACGAGGCAGAUUCGCGUUAUCAACGUAUUCAGCGUCACAAGGCCAAGGGCGGCAUACAGGUCGAGGAUGAGAAUGAAGAGUACAAGAAGGACCUGGAAGACCGCUUCUACCGCAAUGGUGUAAAGCCAGAGUGGCUGAUUGUGCAGCGCGUUAUUAAUCACCGCACAGCACGCGAUGGCACCACGAUGUAUUUGGUGAAGUGGCGCGAUUUGCCUUACGACAAGUCGACGUGGGAGGAUGAAACCGAUGAUAUACCUGGGCUGAAGCAAGCCAUUGAUUACUAUCAGGACUUACGUGCGGCCUGCACUUCAGAGUCGACAACAUCCCGCGUCGGCAAAAAGGGUAAAAAGGGGCGCAGAUCAAAGGUAAAGGAAAUUGAGGAUGAAGAUCGCGGUCAGCGACGCUAUACGCCACCACCAGAUAAACCAACUACCGACUUGAAGAAAAAAUACGAAGGCCAACCACAAUUCUUGGAUGAAACUGGGAUGCAGCUGCAUCCAUACCAGAUCGAAGGCAUCAACUGGUUGCGUUACUCUUGGGGUCAAGGCAUCGAUACCAUAUUGGCCGAUGAGAUGGGUCUUGGAAAGACCAUACAAACGGUCACUUUCUUAUAUUCGCUGUAUAAAGAGGGUCACUGCAAAGGUCCCUUCCUGGUUGCUGUACCACUCUCCACCAUCAUUAAUUGGGAGCGUGAAUUCGAGUUGUGGGCACCAGAUUUUUAUUGUAUAACGUAUGUGGGCGACAAGGAUUCGCGUGCAGUUAUACGCGAAAAUGAGUUAUCCUUCGAAGAGGGCGCCAUACGUGGCGGCAAAGCUUCGCGCCUGCGCACCACGCAAUUCAAAUUUAACGUACUGCUGACCAGCUACGAACUAAUUUCCAUGGACGCGGCUUGCUUGGGCUCCAUUGACUGGGCGGUGCUGGUCGUGGAUGAGGCGCAUCGCUUAAAGAGUAAUCAAAGCAAAUUCUUCCGCAUAUUGAAUAGCUACAACAUCGCUUACAGAAUGCUGCUGACCGGUACACCAUUGCAAAAUAAUUUGGAGGAAUUGUUCCAUCUGCUGAACUUCCUUAGUCGAGACAAAUUUAGCGACUUGAAUGCUUUCCAGAAUGAAUUUGCCGAUGUGUCGAAAGAGGAACAGGUUAAGCGUUUGCACGAAAUGCUCGGACCACACAUGCUGCGUCGUCUCAAAGCCGAUGUGCUAAAGAAUAUGCCCUCGAAAUCGGAAUUCAUUGUACGUGUGGAACUUUCGGCUAUGCAGAAGAAGUUCUACAAAUUCAUUUUAACCAAAAACUACGAGGCACUAAACUCGAAGAGCGGUGGCAAUUCCUGCUCGCUGAUCAACGUCAUGAUGGAUCUGAAGAAAUGCUGCAACCAUCCCUACUUAUUCCCCUCGGCCGCUGAGGAGGCGCCCACCACUUUGGGUGGCAUGUACGAGAUAAAUGCGCUAACCAAGGCCGCGGGCAAGUUGGUUUUACUCUGUAAGAUGCUGAAGCAGCUGAAAGAGCAAGGACAUCGUGUGCUAAUCUUUUCGCAGAUGACCAAGAUGUUAGACAUACUCGAAGAUUUCCUCGAAGGCGAGGGUUACAAGUAUGAGCGCAUUGAUGGUGGUAUUACAGGCAGCUUGCGUCAGGAGGCUAUCGAUCGUUUCAAUGCGCCCGGCGCACAACAAUUCGUUUUCUUGCUCAGUACACGCGCCGGUGGUUUGGGUAUUAACUUGGCUACAGCUGACACGGUCAUCAUUUAUGACUCAGAUUGGAAUCCACACAACGACAUUCAGGCAUUUUCACGCGCUCAUCGUAUUGGCCAGGCGAACAAAGUUAUGAUAUAUCGGUUUGUGACGCGUAACUCAGUGGAGGAGCGUGUUACACAGGUGGCCAAGCGUAAGAUGAUGUUGACCCACUUGGUGGUGCGACCUGGCAUGGGCGGUAAAGGCGCGAACUUCACUAAGCAAGAAUUGGAUGAUAUUCUACGUUUCGGUACGGAGGAGCUGUUCAAAGAAGAUGGCGAUAAGGAAGAGGCAAUUCAUUACGAUGACAGGGCUGUGGCUGAGUUGCUUGAUCGCUCGAAUCGUGGUAUUGAAGAGAAGGAGUCGUGGGCUAAUGAGUAUUUGUCGUCAUUUAAGGUGGCCUCGUAUGCCACCAAAGAAGAGGAUGAGGAAGAGGAGACGGAAAUCAUUAAACAGGAAGCCGAAAACUCCGAUCCGGCAUAUUGGGUAAAGCUGUUGCGCCACCACUACGAGCAGCAUCAAGAAGAUGUCAGCCGCACACUCGGCAAAGGUAAGCGUGUGCGCAAGCAGGUCAACUAUACCGAUGGUGGCGUUGUGCCAGCGGAUACAACACGCGACGAUGGCAAUUGGCAAGAUAAUACUUCCGAAUACAAUUCCGAUUAUUCGGCCGGCUCAGAAGAGGAUGGCGGCGAUGACGAUUUCGAUGAGCAGAAUGGCGCUGUAGACGGCCGCAAAGCCAAGCGUCGCGUGGAACGCCGCGACGACCGUCCAUUGCCGCCCUUGUUGGCACGUGUCGGCGGCAACAUUGAAGUGCUGGGUUUCAAUGCGCGUCAACGAAAGAGUUUCUUAAACGCAAUUAUGCGCUUUGGCAUGCCGCCACAGGAUGCAUUCAACUCACAGUGGCUGGUGCGAGAUUUGCGCGGAAAAUCCGAGCGCAACUUCAAGGCUUAUGUGUCGCUCUUUAUGCGUCAUCUAUGCGAGCCGGGCGCAGAUAACGCUGAGGCGUUUGCUGAUGGCGUGCCGCGUGAAGGUUUAUCACGUCAACAUGUGUUGACACGCAUUGGCGUCAUGUCGUUGAUACGCAAGAAAGUGCAGGAAUUUGAACACAUCAACGGCUACUACAGCAUGCCCGAGCUAAUACUGAAGCCGUGUGAGCCUGUGCGCGGUCAAAUCAGUGGCCUGCCGAAGCUGAUUGAUGGGCAGCCAGUUGCAGCGGGUGGAGAGGCUGAAGGUGCAAAGCUAACUGAAGACAAGAGCGCUACGACGAGCACUAGCGCCACACCGGCUACGAGUGCUGCGCCAAGCCCCGCACCAGCAUCGGAAAAGGGCGAAGACAAGGCGGCGAGUGAUGAUAUUAAAAAAGAAAACGAGUCCGGCAAUGCUUUAAGUGGCGAUGCUAACGAGCAGAAAUCUGAAUUGAGUAGUGAGACAAAAGAUGAACAGAAGGUUGAGGUCUCGUCAUCGAGCGGUGAUGUGAAAAGCGAGAAGAGCGAAGAAAAAGAUAAAACUGAUGGCGAGCUUGGAAAAGAUGUCAAAAUGGAGACCACCGAAGGUGGCGGCAGUGAAUUAAAGAAGGAAGACGACGGCGACGGUGGCUCAUCUAAAGACGCUAAAGACUCCAAGAAAGAUGCAACCAAUGCCGUAAAGGACGAAAGUAAGCCAGAACAGAAGCCUAAAGAAGAGCCUACCACGACAAUUAUCGACGACGACGAUGACGACGUGAUGAUCGUCAAAGAAGAUGGUGAAUUGGAGAAACCCACCACAUCGGCCAACACAUCGAGUGGCUCGCUUGGCACCACUGGCGCUAAUGGUAAGGAACAAAAACCGAAGAUCGAAGAGAGUCUCGAAGUGUUAAAACGCAAAUUUAUGUUCAACAUCGCCGAUGGUGGCUUCACCGAGUUACACACUCUCUGGCUGAACGAGGAGAAGGCCGCCGUGCCAGGGCGUGAGUAUGAAAUUUGGCAUCGCCGCCACGACUAUUGGCUGCUGGCGGGCAUUGUCACACAUGGUUACGGCCGCUGGCAAGACAUACAAAACGACAUACGCUUUGCUAUCAUCAAUGAACCUUUCAAAAUGGAUGUUGGUAAAGGAAACUUCUUGGAGAUAAAGAAUAAAUUUUUGGCGCGUCGCUUUAAACUGCUCGAGCAGGCAUUGGUUAUUGAGGAGCAAUUGCGACGCGCAGCAUUCCUUAAUUUGACACAAGAUCCAAAUCAUCCGGCAAUGUCGCUAAAUGCACGCUUCGCUGAAGUCGAAUGUCUCGCCGAGUCGCAUCAGCACUUGAGCAAGGAAUCGCUGGCCGGCAAUAAGCCAGCCAACGCUGUGCUGCACAAAGUGCUCAAUCAGUUGGAGGAGCUGCUGUCCGAUAUGAAGAGCGAUGUUUCGCGUCUACCUGCCACAUUGGCGCGCAUACCACCCGUGGCGCAACGCCUGCAGAUGUCUGAGCGCUCGAUACUCUCGCGCUUGGCUGCCACAGCGGGCAAUACAUCUAAUGCGGCCCAACUAAUGGCGCAGUUUCCAGCCGGUUUCCAAGGCACCACCUUGCCCGCUUUCGCUGGUGGCCCAGCAGGAAAUUUCGCUUCAUUCAGACCACAAUUCUCCGUACCUGGGCAAUUGUCCAGCUCAACUGGCAGCAACGCAACAAACAAUUAAUACAACUUACACUUUUAAUUUUGUGUUUAUGUUAUUUUUU